GUACCAGCAGGUCUGGCUGUUCCUCGUGGAUGCAAAUUUGAGACCCCAGAAGUCUUCCCAUGGCUCCUUAUCACCUCCGCCAGUACCGGGAGAGCGACCACAGACAGGUCCUGGAUCUGUUCUCCAGGGGCAUGGAGGAGCACAUCCCUGCCGCAUUCUACCAUGCACUGAUGCUGCCCCAAACCCUCCUGCUCCUACUGGGGAUGCCCAUUGCCCUGGUCCUGGUGUCUGGCUCCUGGUUGCUAGCCGUUAUGUGCAUCUUCUUUCUGCUCCUGUUACUGUGGCUCCUUGCCAGACAGCCUUUGAAGAAGUUUGUGGACAUGUGUUUACACACAGACCUGGCCGACAUCACCAAGUCCUAUCUCAACGAGCUUGGCUCCUCCUUCCUGGUGGCUGAGACUGAGGGCCAGGUGGUAGGCAUGGCGGCGGCUCGGCCAGUCAAGGAUCCCUCAUUAAACAGGAAGCAGCUGCUGCUGUUUCACCUGUCUGUGUCCUCACAGCAUCGGGGACGGGGGAUAGCGAAAGCGCUGAUCAGAGCGGUCCUCCAGUUUGCACGGGACCAGGGAUACAGCGAUGUUGUUCUACGUACUUCUGUGCUGAUGUAUGACGCUGUGGCCCUCUACAAGGGCAUGGGCUUCCAGAAGACAGGCCAGUCCUUCUUCAACACAGUAGCGAAGCUACUGACUGCCCCUUCAAUCCAUUUCAGGUACCCACUCCCUUCAGCUCAGGAACAUGAGCUAUGACCUAAUUUCCUUACGCGUCUGUCAGCCUCCAGAUCACUAUGCUUCCACAAGAAAACCCUCAUGUUGGAUCACAAAGGCAUAUUUGCCACGCUCACAGGAGCCCUGCAUAUUUGAUGGUGGGUGAUAAUGGAGUGCCCCAUGUCUUCCAAAGUCAACUUCCUGCAGAGGGCUGUCAGUGACUGCUGGUGCAGUGGGCUAGUUUCAUGGGGCAGUAGAGGCCAUGUGUGGAAUGUUUCUGUGGGUCCAGGAAGGAAGCAUGAUCUAGAGAGUUCUAGAUUUACUGCACAAGUUGUCUCAGUUCCAAGUCUAGGGACUCCAGAAAUGUAGGUGCUUCAGACCUGACCAUGCUUCAUGGAUGAAUUAAGACAGAGCUGUGUGCUGGUGUUUUCGAGACUGUUAGCCAUUUCUGCAACUUCAUCUCUAGCACUGACAUACCCCUAUCUCAUACUGGAUAUCCCCAACCCAGCAGGAUCUGCUGAUUACAGCAGCAAUUCCAGGAGCACUUCCAGGGGACCUGGGGAUGACAAAGGGGUGUUUCCAGGUAGUUGCUGUCCUUGUAACGUGUAUACGAUAGCAGAGAAAUGUUUUUCCCUUUCCUAGAACACCCACAGACUCUGGAUUCUGUAAACCCAUUCUAGUGUGCUUUUCUGUUGCUGUGGUAAAAAAAAAAAUAUUCUACCAAAAACAACUCAGAGGAGAAAAGGGGCUUAUUUCAUUUUACACUUCUGGGCCACAGUCAUUGUGAGGUUAUGGGAGUUCUGGGCUUAUGGUAACACUGUGCAAACUUAGCUUCUCACUGGUGAGCUCCGUUAGGGCCGGGAUCUCUGUUUGGGGGAGACAUAGAACAGUGACAUCUUUACCUCCGGAUAUC
Messenger RNA from Phodopus roborovskii (desert hamster), 1614 nucleotides. Its product is annotated as N-acetyltransferase 8. The record is from RefSeq and is a predicted model, not a curated record. Gene Ontology annotation, molecular function: N-acetyltransferase activity. Bases 60 to 743 code for a protein of 227 amino acids. NCBI's taxonomy places the organism in Eukaryota, Metazoa, Chordata, Mammalia, Rodentia, Cricetidae. The transcript has a single exon.